AUGGUUCGAUUCGUCACAGGCGACGAACAGAGCCACUCCAAGUUCUUCACCAAACUUCACCCCGACGUCCGGCGCGAGAUCUUUCUCCAUCUCUUUGGAUCCCGCCAUGUGCACAUCAUGUUCGCCAAUAGCAGCAUCUUUAACCAUGGUGAAGAGUUUUGGAGGCACGGCCACCCGCCUCACACACAUGUGGGCUGGCUUCACUGCGUGUGCAGGUCUGGGGCCAAGCUUCUUCCUCAUGGGCAUGAUGAGUACACCCACAAAUGGAGAUAUUUGUCUACUAAUGUUCUGUGGACUUGCAAGAGGGGCUACGAGGAGGGCAUCCCCUUUCUCUACAGCACAAACACCUUUCUCUUUGAGAAGUCGCUCGACGUGGUCAACUUUAACACCAUAGCUAUCGACUACAUGCACCACGUCCGCUCACUGGAACUACACAUCGACCUCCGUGAAGCAGAGACUUGGCGAAAGGAGACUGACGCCUUCAGACUCAUGGUCUCGACGCUCAGUGACUGGUACAACUGGUGCACCCACAAGCCGAUAAAGAUCCGCGUGGUCGAUGAGCUAGAAGAUACUCCUCCCAAGAGGCAGAAGCAAAAGGUGCGAAGGGAAACCCAGAGGGAGUUUGGCCGUGCUGUAAGGGCGCUUGCGGAGAGGGUUAGCGUUGAGGUAAUCUUGGGUGACAAGGGUGACAAGGAGAUUAUCCAGCCGCGCUCGCCUCUGAAUCAACUCGGGAUCUCAUUUGUCAGUGCGAGCGAGCAUUUUCCGGAUCGGCAGGGAGACGAGGACCAAGGGAUUGACUCAGAUGAUGACGACGCUUUUCACCGCGUCAUUCGUCGCGUCUACAGGGCCGGUAUAUAA
This is a messenger RNA of Fusarium falciforme, 858 nucleotides long. RefSeq lists its product as hypothetical. The coding region runs from base 1 to 858 and encodes 285 amino acids. Lineage: Eukaryota; Fungi; Ascomycota; Sordariomycetes; Hypocreales; Nectriaceae. The transcript has 2 exons. The record is from RefSeq and is a predicted model, not a curated record.